AUGCUCCUGUCGGCGCUGGUGGGGAACGGCCGCGUCUACGGGCGCACCGAGUAUUUGGCCGCGCUGGUGCUGUGCGUGGGCGUCGCCGCCUUCUCCAUGUCGUCCAGCCACAUGGCCGCGCCCUCCCAGCUGGUGGGGCUUGGGAUCGUGAUGCUGCUGCUGGCCGUGCUGGGGGACGUGGCCGCCCUGACAACCCAGCAGUGGCUCAUGCAGAGGUGUGACGUGCCCCCCAUGUCGCUGAUGCUCCGUCAGAACGUCACGAGUCUUGUGCUCACCCUGUCGGUGCUCGUGGGCACCAGCGGCAUGACGGAGUUAAAGGCGGCGCUGGCGGAGGAGCCGCAAGUGCUCCUCUACGCGGCUGGCUUCGGGGCUCUCACGUCCGUCGCGGUGUGGGCGAACACGCACCUCAUCCACGAGGCCGGCUCGGUCACGCAGGUCGCCCUGUCGACUGGGCGCAAGGGCGUGACGGUGUUGCUGUCGUACUUGCUGUUUCCGAAGCCGUUCACCAGGUCCCACGGCGCCGCGUGUCUCCUGGUGCUCGCCGCCUUGUGCUACCAAGGCAGCGCCUCCAGGAGAAGGAAGAGGGCGCCGCUGGCCCAGAGGAGCACGACCGCCACCAGGUGCCUGGCCUUCGUGCAGAAGCCCGCUGACGCUCCGCCGUCGACCCGGGCGCCCUCGGACUCGGACGCGGCCGACGUCGAGCGGGCGCCGUCGGAGGACGCGGAG
This is a messenger RNA of Prorocentrum cordatum, 726 nucleotides long. NCBI's taxonomy places the organism in Eukaryota, Dinophyceae, Prorocentrales, Prorocentraceae. The record is from the annotation of a GenBank genome assembly.